This is a messenger RNA of Ophidiomyces ophidiicola, 2268 nucleotides long. RefSeq lists its product as uncharacterized. Gene Ontology annotation, biological process: ceramide catabolic process; long-chain fatty acid biosynthetic process; sphingosine biosynthetic process. The transcript is spliced from 3 exons. Gene Ontology annotation, molecular function: N-acylsphingosine amidohydrolase activity. NCBI's taxonomy places the organism in Eukaryota, Fungi, Ascomycota, Eurotiomycetes, Onygenales, Onygenaceae. The coding region runs from base 1 to 2268 and encodes 755 amino acids. Gene Ontology annotation, cellular component: extracellular region. The record is from RefSeq and is a predicted model, not a curated record.
AUGGCGCGUUUCAGCAUCAUUGCAAGUUUUCUCUGUUUUUUCCUUGGGACUUUGUUUGUCGUGCAGCUGUUUUCGGGCCUUGGGUUCUCGCGACAACAGAGAUACUCCAGUCAAAAGGUUGCCCGGUCACAAGAAGCCCCCUUGGGCGAUGAUGUCUACUUGUUGGGCGUGGGAAAGGGAGACAUAACAGGCCCUGUCGUGGAGAUCACCCUUAUGGGCUACGCGAAUUCAGAACAGGUUGGGUCUGGUCUGAGACAACGCAUAUAUUCUAGGGCUUUCAUCGUUGCAGACCCUCAAAAGCCGGAAAGCCGGGUUCUCUAUAUCGUUUUGGACGCCAUUGCCGGUGAUACCGCUAUCAGAGAUGGAAUUCUGCAAGGGCUCGCUGCAUUAGGAGGAGACUACAAGAAUUACGGCCAACAUAAUCUAGCACUGACUGGAACACACUCACAUGCCGGCCCCGGAGCAUGGUUGAACUAUCUAUUGCCGCAGCUCAGCACCAAGGGAUUCAGUAAGGAAAGCUAUCGGGCCAUUGUCGAUGGAACUAUACUAUCUAUAAAACGAGCGCAUGAGUCUUUAAGUCCUGGGAGAUUGACCUUUGCGAAGAGUCAAGUUGAGAAUGGAAACAUCAACAGGAGUCCCUUUUCAUACCUUGCUAACCCAGCUGAGGAGCGAGCUCGAUUCGAUUCCAAUACCGACAGGGAAUUCUCAUUAUUGAAAUUCGAUCGCAUAAAGGAUAAUAAGACAACAGGCGUGCUCACGUUCUAUUCCGUCCAUGGAACUUCACUGUAUAGAAAUAACACCUUGAUAUCGGGCGACAACAAAGGCGUUGCAUCUUACCUUUUCGAACGAAGUGUACGCGGGAAUCAGAAUUUCGCGACAGAUUUCGUAGCCGGCUUUUCUCAGUCGUCUGUCGGAGAUGUUUCGCCGAACAUUGAGGGUGCAUUUUGCGAGGAUACAGGCCUGCCAUGCAGAUUCGAAGAUAGCACGUGUAACGGUAAAGCCGAACUCUGCCACGGUCGCGGACCAUUUUGGCGGGAGAAGGAUGAAGGCACUAAAAGCUGCUUCGAGAUGGGCCGCCGGCAGUAUUCUGCCGCAAAAAAACUUUUUGAUGAGAUGAGCCAGCGCUCGACAAGAAUCCAAGGGUCUGCAGCUGUCUCGUCGUUCCAUACAUUCCAGGACUUUAAGGGCCACCAGUUUACUUCCCCAUUUAACGAGUCUAGAACAUUGUCUUCUUGUGCGGCCGGCCUAGGCUUCGCAUUUGCGGCUGGAACAACGGACGGGCCGGGGUACUUUGAUUUCACUCAAAACGGAACUCACUCCCCAUCUACUCAAAAUCCAUUAUGGCUAUUUGUGAGAGAUCUUAUCCGGGCGCCGAGUGCUGCGCAAAAGGCAUGCCACCAACCGAAACCAGUUCUCUUGGAUGUCGGCUCCCUCACAUUCCCCUAUCAAUGGUCUGCAAAUGUGGUUGAUGUCCAAGUUCUACGAUUUGGUCAAGUAUUCAUAGCAGUCGCCUCUGGAGAAGUCACAACAAUGGCUGGACGACGUUGGAAGGGUGCCAUCGCGCAGGCAGCCGCAAAAUCGUUAAAGGUGUCGGACCCCAUCGUUCUAUUGGGUGGACCGGCGAAUACUUAUGUUCAUUAUAUAACGACAGAAGAGGAAUACCGCGUUCAACGAUACGAAGGCGCGUCCACGCUUCACGGGCCACAUACGCUCGCAGCCCAUGUGAAUGUCACUCUUACCUAUCUUCCGAGUCUUGGGGUCGGCUCUCCGUCCCCACCUGUACCACAAGGGCCAAGUCCACCGAUUAACGCUGAUCGAUCCUUAAGUUUUAUUCUACCAGUUGUUCUGGACACUCCAGGUAUCGGCAAAUCAUUUGGCGAUGUUCUUUCACCGCCUGAAGCCGAUAAGGUUUUCAAACCUGGAGACAUUGUACGGACAACAUUCGUGGGUGCGAAUCCGCGAAACAACUUUAGACUAGAAGGAACUUUUGCCACAGUAGAGCGGCAGAUUCCUGGAACGGAUAAUUGGGAGGUCGCCCGCGACGACGGCGACUGGAACCUAGUUUAUCGCUGGGCCCGCAAGCGCCCAGGUGUCAGCACCAGUGAUGUUGUUGUGGAAUGGCAUAUUGAAGAUGAAUUUUACUCCAUUGGAACGGAGAAAGUUAAGACCGGGACAUAUCGCAUGGUAUACUAUGGCGAUUCAAAGAGUUUGGAUGGCAGGAUUCGUGAUUUUAAGGGCAUUGGCCCUCCUUUCAAAGUUUCUGCUUAA